AUGUCGGACUUCAAUGCACACGGCCUUCACCCGAGCUGGGUCAAGCCGGAAGCAGAGCAGGUGCAAGACUUUUUCGAUAGCUUGUCGGAGAAGUACAUCCAUGAUGAGCCAGCGUUUAUCUGGGAUACCACCAAGGAGGAGCUGGAUUAUAUUGCCGCCAUGGCGGCGAAGGCGGAGCUUGCUCGGGAGGCCGGCAGUGCCGGCGCCGUAGAGGACGAGGCUGGCGCGGCCGCGGAGGACAAGGAGCUCGCCGGAUGGGUGGAGUCUGCUGGGGAGGCCAGCAGUGCUGGCACCGGGGCUCCUCUUGUCGAAGAUGUGGUCGAAGAGUCGACCGAGAGGGAGGCCGAGGCCGACGACCCUUCGGUCCCAGGGAGGAGAUGCGUCCUGUGCCGGGAUGGCUCCGGCGAACCAGUUCGGCCCGACAGGGCCGUGUCACGGCAACAGGUUCAGGAGCAAUCUGUGCGCCAGACGAGGGCCGCGGCAACGAAGAAGGCGGGACACGGAGACGCUGGGGCAGAGGGUGGCGAAGAGGGCCAAGGCCUCGACGGGCAACAAGCCCCCGGCGGGUACUUCGAGUAUGCCACUGGUGGUAGAGAGCAGCCCUCGACGCAACCCCCGCUUCAUCCCCCAACGAGAAGAACGGCAGCAGGAGGAGCCGUCGAGGGCUACCCCCAACAUGCCGCCCCUCUCGACUACGCUGCCCCGAGGGGCGUCCCCGGCAAGGGCGUCCACCACCGAGCCCAAGCCCAUGGAGGAGGAGAUGAACUUGGGUGCCGGUGGUUCCACCCGGCAACGAACGUUGGCGGGGAGGGCGCCACUUCUUCCCAGCCUGGUGCAGGGACAGCGAGCACCAGGGCACCCACCGCGGGGGAGGUGUUCGAUGCCGAGGUGCUCGCCGCUGCCGGGCUUGAGGAGGAGGACCUUGCCGCUCGUGAGGGGGCGCUCGCCGCCACACUCCACGGCAAGGAUGAGGAUAUCGAGAAGCUCGUCGCACAGCGGACCCAGGAGCUGGAGCAGAAGCACAAGGAGGCGCUCAAUGCCCAAGCCCUGGUCCAUGCCGGCAAGGUGAAGGAGCUGGAGGUGGAGCGGGAUGGGCUGAAGGAACAGACAAACCCUAGCUACUUCCCUCGCGCCGCGACGGACGUGUCCGUACGCCGGCCGGACAAAGCCGCCGCCGCCUCCAGCCACUCGCGCGCCGCCACGUCACCCCGUACCCGCGCGCCGCCGAAGCCCGCGAGGGCCCAGCGCCGGCCCUCCCGGCCCGCGCCGUCGCCUCCCGGGCCCGAGCGCCCCGCCGCCUCCUUCCCCGCGCGACCCGCCGGUGUCCCGCCGCCGCGCCGGCAACCGCUCUCCGGCGAGCUUGCCACUGCCACCGCCGCGCCUCGGGGCCCCGCCGCCCGUGCCGCGCCCCUGCUCCGGUGGCCGGAGCCCGCCGCCCUCGCCCGGAUCCCGCCGGUGCCGGCCCCGCCGUCCCCUACCUCGCCGUCGUCGACCUCCAUCGCCGGCCGCCGCAUCAGUUCUAUCGAGCCCGAGCUCGAGUUCCCUGAUCGGAUCUGGUCAACGCAAGGUUGA
Aegilops tauschii subsp. strangulata is the source of this 1572-nucleotide messenger RNA. The record is from RefSeq and is a predicted model, not a curated record. NCBI's taxonomy places the organism in Eukaryota, Viridiplantae, Streptophyta, Magnoliopsida, Poales, Poaceae.